Molecule: messenger RNA, 4336 nt
Organism: Toxoplasma gondii ME49
Lineage: Eukaryota; Apicomplexa; Conoidasida; Eucoccidiorida; Sarcocystidae
Exons: 10
Coding region: 832-3843 (1003 amino acids)
Source: RefSeq, a predicted model, not a curated record
GGCCGCCGAGCCACGGCGCGGGUCUCUGAGCUCAUAAGCCGUGUGCCGUCUUGCCCGGUGAGGAGGCUGAAACAACCGUCGCUUUUUUUGUUUUUUCCCUUUUCGAAAGGCAAAUGCUUCUCGAAGGACCUCAGCGAUUCGGCGCAAGAGACGUCUGCGUUUCCGAGUCAUUUUCCGCGACUCUGCUCCCGUGCCAAUGGCGCGCGAGCCUCAACAUAGGCCUGGUCACCUGAGACACGAAAGGGGGUUGUGGAGAGCCGGAGAAAGGGGAUAUAACUGUAAUACACAGCACUCACAAACAACGCAAAUGAUGCAACCUGAGAAGAGAAAUGUCCAUGACAGAUUUAUCUCAUCACUUGCACGCUAUUUUACUUGCGAUUUCUUAACCGUUAGGCGUCACCGCUACGCGGGCAGCCAAACGACCCUUGCUAGGGUAGACGUAGACUCGUUUUCCAGCGUCUUUCCUCGAAGUCUCCUAUGUUUCUUCUUCGCCUUCCCACGUACCAUUUCGUCUACUAGCUGACCCUGACAUUUCAACGCUGUUCUUUCAUAUUCCCAUUUUUCUGCGUCUUCGGCGUUCCGUCCAACGGCCGAGUCUCGGGCAAGCCCUCUGCACGGGAACGAAGUCAUUUUCAGAAUCAUUGUGGUUCAGCAGAUCUAUAUUUCCUACAUCUUCUUCUCUGUUGUUGCCUUUCCCGGCGACUUCCGCGUUUCCCCCUCGCCUCCUCCCUCCUGUCGCCCUCCUCGCGUCUCAACGUUUCGUAGGGCGUCGUUUUCACCAAUAGUCCUUCCUGGCGUUGGGCUUAGCUUUCUUUUGAAACCAACUUUACCAUGAAGGAAGAUCAGCUCCUGGAGAAGGGAUACAUUCAUCAAGACUCCUGUCCUAAUGGAGUUAUUGACGACGAUGAGACAGAUUCAUCCGUUUCGGACGAUGAUGCAGAGGACGACGUCCGCGAGCCACGGAACGGCUUUCAGUGCUGCGCUGACCGGCGAUGUACCACCUGGUUUGACCUCAGAAGCUGGUUUGGGUACCUCGCCACAGAUUUACCUCGACCGGACUUCCAAGCUUGCUUCACUGACGUUGCUCAUGGAGGCAUAGGGUUGUUUGAAAAGCUGGUGGUGCUUGGAGGGAAGACGUUGGAGACAUUUGCAGAAAUUCACUUUUUCGAGCAAUGGGCUUCUUCUGCUCGUCCGUACAUACCCCGUGAGUUGGCUGAGAUAGUUGGUCAAGAUGCGCCUCGUCUCCUAUGGGCGCAGAAGCGCGUCGAGAGGACAACAGCAGCACAAGCGCUCUUCGCAUUCGGGAAAAGUUAUUUGUCAACAGCUCAGGAUCUCCCCACAAGACAAGCAGUCGCGAAAUACGUCAAGUCCUGUGCCGGCUUCGCUUGCCAAAGCACCGAUACAGAAAACCUCUACAAGUGGAUGCCGAUCCUUGUCGAGCACAUUUUCUGGAUACAAAGAGUUCGAACAGAGGCGGAUUCAAGCGCAAAUAAUCUCCUUCAGGAUCUGCAGGAAUACCUUGGCUACCGACACGACCAGCUGCUGCCGAGAAUUCGGGAGUGCCUCAGAAACAGAAAUGUCCCUCAAAGAUCGGACACGCCAACAGGGAAAGAAUUGAUUCGUAUCUAUGCCGCGGACUACUUCGGCGUCCUAGCCCAGGAGAGCGGCGUCGAGAAGAAGGCCCAGGCAGUGUGGAUCGACGAGGAGCUAGACAUGUUCAUGGAAGGACCGGCGAUUUCGCUCUUCUCCGUUCUGGUCAUGUCGCUGCAACCGUAUUUGAUGACAAACGAUUCUCAAGACCUUCCCACUGCAGACGUCUUCGUUUCUACAUUCUACUCCCUUGUCGCCGCGUGCUGGGUCCUGUCCACGGAGGACCGUGUCAAGAUAUGGAUGCCUGCUCUUAUUCAGCGACUUCGACAGGUCCAGCUGCUGGCUCAACUGUCGAGCUUCGAAGGAAACGUUUACACUCGAACCAUGCGGCGGCGACGCCUGGCCUCCCAACCCGUCGAGCUCGCGCAGGUUGCUGGAGCGAACAACGGGGCGAGAGAUGUGUUUCGCCUCUGGAAUGUCGAUCCCAAUCGCAGGCUUCCUGCUGGGCAGCGAAUUGACGAGAGCGACAGUCCUCGCUUGCUGCGCCUCGGACGCCCUGGACUCCCGGAGUCUCCAAGCGGAGAAAACCCCCCGUGGCAGUUUGGAUGGUUCGGCGCGAAACGAGAAGCUGGUCGCGAGCGAGACGCUGGAGAGAAGAGUCGAGGAUUUGUGGAACAAACCCUACCUUCCGACAGAAAUCUCGUGUUGUCAGGUAUCGCUGCGCCGUCCUCCGGAGGCAAAGCCGCGCAGACGCUCGUCCUUCGACCCUUCGCUCGCGUUGUUCCCCCACGCAGGCGUCCGUCCCCCAGGCAACAACCCCAGGCUCCAGGGCCUCCUGCAAGUUCGUGUCUUCUCAGUUGCGGCCCCCCGUCGUCGUGCAGGUCGGAGGCAACAGCGCAGCAUUCGUUUGCGUGGUCGAGUCCGUGUGGGCCUUCUGAACCCCCCAGUGAGUUUCGCUCUUUCCUGGGGGGUUCUUCUCAGCUUCCGAGACAGGAGUCCGUAGGCGUGUCUGCCCAUCUCGACGCGGGUUCGGUUUACGCGGACCAGACCAGGAAGCCGACGACGGUGAAGAUUUGCCUGGACGACCCGAGUGCCUCUGGCCGCCUCGCAGUUGUUCCGGCGUUCGCAAGUGUCUCCUCGAGCGCCGUGUCGGGCCUCAGAGACUUACGAGUCGUCGGCGGUCAAGAGACUCGCGGGGGCGACAGGGUGCCGGAGGGGCGCGAGCCAGACGCGCGCGCGAUCCUCGUCGGGAAGAACAUCCAGCCCGUGUGUCUGAACUUCUCGAAGGACGAGAGCUCAGCUCGAGUUUACGUAACGGAGGUCGGUGACGAGGAGAAGGCGAAGCUGGGCGUGGCGGGAGAGGCCACGAAGGCCGAGUCGCAGAGUGAGUUGGACAGAGCUCUCGAACCCCUUCUCCAAUGCCAACAGAUGCAGCUUGAGCUGCAGAGGCUGCAGUUGGAGCAGAUUCAACUCCAACAAGAGACACUUCUCCAGGCUCGCCAAGCUCAGCCUCCGUCGCAGUCCGCGACGACUGCCGCCUCCAGACUCGACGAGAAGUCUCCUUCUCAGCUUCCGAUCUCGGUCCGCGUGGAGCUGCCGCCCGAGGCAAUCAAACGAGCACUCCGAGAAGCCAGCGGGACCUCCGGGCGAAGGCCGGAUUCGGCGAGUCCGCAGCCGGGCCCUGUCCAGGCCUCCACUGUCCCCUUCCGUGGGGGAGACCGGUCUCGGGCGCCUGCCGUUCCAGCGGCUUCUGGGGAAGCUUUUGGCCCUCAGAAAGUCCUGCCGAAGCCAGUGAGCAUUUUCGCUUACGCCAUGCAGAGACCCGCCCCCACUCCAGUGCGGUACGAUGGCACAAAUCUCGCCUUCUUGCCGAAACACCCAGGGCUGGUGGCCUCGCGCCCAACAUGCCAGGCGCCUCGAGAGGUGUCUAUGCAAGUGCCGAACCUCUUGAGCAAACAAGCCGACGGACGAGGUGACGCAUGCGCCUGGACGGCGUGUCUUACGGAGCCAGAAGGCAAUGCCACGGGUCCCUGGACUUGCUGGCCCGAGCAACUGAGAGCCACCUGCGACGGAGGCAGCCGAGAAGGAAGGGCGCUCUACUGCACAGAACCCCCGACGAUGGAAGCCUGUCAGCGUGCGGGUGGACAAGCGGACGAUCCUCCAUCUCGUGGAUUCAUUCCUCUGCCUCCGUCCAUACAAGCCCGCGCCCGGGACCGUCCUGUCUUCGGUCGUCAGCGCACACACAAGUUCUAAGGAGGAGAGCGUCCCCUUUCUUCACCGGAAGAAUCCAGAUCUCUCUAUUUUCAGGACACAUUUCACACGCGCUGAAUGAAAGAAUCAACACUCACAGGCAUCUCGUUACGUUUUGGAGUCGCAUAGACCGUAGAAACUUAAGAAUCUGCUUUUUCUUUUAUUCGCGCGUGUCUUUGUGCAAAUACAUAGAUGGAGACGACUUUCAAGAAUUGCGUUCGGACGUCGAUGCAUGCAUACACAGGAGUACGCACCUUUAUUCGUAUACACGCAUGUUCACCUGAUUAUGCACAUGUAAUAGCCGUACAACAGUGUAUGUGAGGCAAGUCGAUGUGCUCUCUCGGCAGAGUGCCUUUGUCAUUCUUGGUCUUUGAACGCGGUAUCCGUUUCUGUAGAAGGCGCACACUUGAGGACAAAGCUGCCGUCGGCUGCCGCAGAGGAAAGCCAAGAACCCAAAACGUUUUCAAGCUCUGCCAAUCCGUUUUUCAUAAAUGAC